Plasmodium gonderi is the source of this 636-nucleotide messenger RNA. RefSeq lists its product as hypothetical. The record is from RefSeq and is a predicted model, not a curated record. Bases 1 to 636 code for a protein of 211 amino acids. The transcript is spliced from 6 exons. Lineage: Eukaryota; Apicomplexa; Aconoidasida; Haemosporida; Plasmodiidae.
AUGAUCCCAACCCCAGUUUCGAAGAAGAUUAGAAGUAGGCUUAAUUUGUCAAUCCAUAAAAAGCCGCAUUUUUUAUUCAGGCAAAAUUUAUUACUAGAUAAAGGACAAAAAUGGGAACCAAAGCUAAGGAAGGGCCAUCCAGAAUUCGUCAAGCAGUUCGAUAUACUGAAUCGCCAGGUAACCGGAUUUCGCAAAUAUAAACCACCUGUAGUGAGAAGGGAAGAAAUGAAAAGAAAUUAUGACAUAACAAAUUUUCAUGAAGUGAAAUCUAAAUUCAGAUUUGAGAUAAACGGUUUUUUUGAAGAUGAAGGAAACGUCUUUUGCGAUGAACUGUACAGAACUGCCAAGCGCAUGUUCAUAGUUGGGUGGAUUAAAUGCAGGAAGAGGUUUGCCAUGGGUCAUUUUCAAGGUGAUUCAUAUGCCAUUUCAUAUUUGAGGCAUUGGUUUGACAUGUACUCAUCACAAACGAAUAAGAUUGAUAAAUUGCGAAUUUUCGAUGAGAACCAUGGAAUAUCCAAUUUUGAUUAUUACAACAUCACGGUGGUUAAAGACUAUAGAAGCCCUGCAAAGAAAAAAAUGCACCUCAUACAGAGUCAUGAAUUUUUAAAAACGAAGGCACUGUUUAAUUUGAAAUGA